UUUCUUGGUUUCGGAUUCCGUCAAUCUCACUCCAAUUCCAAUUUCUUCAAAUCCCAACCAAUUUCCUGCCAGAAAUCAACGCGCAGUACGAUUCCCAUUCCUACACCUACUUUCUUCGAUGUUUCCUUGUUCGUAUAGAAUUGACUCUUCUAUAUCUUCCCCAUUGACCACUUCUCCUCCACCUUCCUAUAACAAAUCCUACUUGUGUAGCUUUUUCUCUAUUUCUGACUAAUUUGUAGUUUUGAUUUCUAGCGAAGCAGAAGCAGAAGAAGAUGAAUGAUCUAUUCUCCGGUUCAUUCUCCCGCUACCGGAGCGAGGAGGGGUCGCCGGAUCACCACGUGAUCGAGAUGUCUGCUUCUUCGGCGACGGGAGUUAAUCUCGACAAGUUUUUUGAAGAUGUGGAGUCGAUCAAGGACGAGCUCAAGGAGCUCGAGAGGCUUAACACGAAUCUCCUCGCCAGUCACGAGCAGAGCAAGACUCUCCACAACUCCAAGGCCGUCAAGGACCUUCGUGCUCGUAUGGAUGCUGAUGUCACGCUUGCCUUGAAAAAGGCGAAGCUGAUUAAGGUCCGUUUGGAGGCGCUUGACCGGUCCAACGCCGCCAAUAGGAACCUGCCCGGUUGUGGGCCUGGGUCGUCGUCGGACCGUACCCGGACGUCUAUUGUCAACGGGCUGAGGAAGAAGCUUCAGGACUCUAUGGAGAGCUUCAAUGCGUUGAGGGAAAGGAUCUCGAAUGAGUACAGGGAGACUGUACAGAGGCGGUACUUCACGGUCACCGGAGAGAAUCCAGAUGACAAGACCAUCGAUCGCUUGAUUUCUACAGGGGAGAGCGAGACUUUCUUGCAGAAAGCAAUUCAAGAGCAAGGAAGGGGGAGAGUGUUGGACACAAUCUAUGAAAUCCAAGAAAGACAUGAUGGUGUGAAAGACAUGGAGAAGAAUCUCAAGGAAUUGCACCAGGUGUUCCUUGACAUGGCAGUAUUGGUGCAAGCUCAGGGAGAACAAUUGGAUGACAUUGAAAGCAACAUGAAUAGAGCUAGUUCUUUUGUUAGAGGAGGGACAGAGCAGCUGCAGACAGCCAGGAAGUUGCAGAAGAACACAAGGAAAUGGACUUGUUAUGCAAUCAUCAUCUUGCUUGUGAUCAUCUUGCUUGUGGUGCUCUUCACUGUGAGGCCAUGGGAAAACAAUGGCGGUGGCGGCGGUGGCAGUAGCCAACCAGCUACUGCUCAGGCUCUACCCCCACCCCCACCUCCACAAUCUUAGCCUUGCAAAUCCACAUUUUGUUGAGAGAUUAUAUCCAUACAUAUAUCUUUUAGUUUGGGAUUCUUUUUUAUGUGUCUAGAUGCUUUUGGGUUGGUUUGAUCUUUUUUCUUUGGUUGUAAAAAGAUGAGUCUUUGUCUAUUCCAUCAUAUCCAUACAUCCUAUAUUUCCUAUGCUGGUACUUUUUGAAGAUAAUAAUUGGAUUAUUAUUUUUUUUUGGGUA
Tripterygium wilfordii is the source of this 1479-nucleotide messenger RNA. Its product is annotated as syntaxin-121-like. The transcript has 2 exons. Lineage: Eukaryota; Viridiplantae; Streptophyta; Magnoliopsida; Celastrales; Celastraceae. Gene Ontology annotation, cellular component: plasma membrane; endomembrane system; SNARE complex. Bases 273 to 1259 code for a protein of 328 amino acids. Gene Ontology annotation, molecular function: SNAP receptor activity; SNARE binding. The record is from RefSeq and is a predicted model, not a curated record. Gene Ontology annotation, biological process: exocytosis; intracellular protein transport; vesicle fusion.